AUGGAAGAUUCUUUUGGAUCAGUUCAACUACUCGGUUUGAGAGAAUAUUUGGUGGAGGAUGUGCAAACCACUCUAUCAUUGCUGAAGCACGGAUAUCAGUUAAGAACGAACGGCAAGACCUUGGCCAACGAGAAUUCCAGUCGAUCUCAUGCCAUAUUUCAGAUCAACAUUCGUCAACGGGUUAAUGAAAAUGGUGAUUCACUGGGUUCGUCAACGGUGCAAAUGACCACCGUGGAUGAAAAAUCGAAACGAAUUGUCGGGAAACCACAAGCGAAACCUCGACUUUCAGGUCCACUGAUCGGCAGAUUCUCCCUGGUCGAUCUGGCCGGGAACGAGCGAAGCGCAGACGGGGCUAUCACGUGCGAUCGUGUUCGACACAUGGAAAGCGGUGAGAUCAACAAAAGCCUUCUGGCUCUCAAGGAAUGUAUCAGAGCAAUGGGAAACAAUUCGACAAGUUAUUUACCGUUCCGUACCAGCAAACUGACUCAGGUAUGA
Messenger RNA from Echinostoma caproni, 495 nucleotides. NCBI's taxonomy places the organism in Eukaryota, Metazoa, Platyhelminthes, Trematoda, Plagiorchiida, Echinostomatidae. The record is from the annotation of a GenBank genome assembly.